Molecule: messenger RNA, 1576 nt
Organism: Cornus florida
Lineage: Eukaryota; Viridiplantae; Streptophyta; Magnoliopsida; Cornales; Cornaceae
Product: probable fructokinase-7
Exons: 7
Coding region: 218-1318 (366 amino acids)
Biological process (GO): fructose metabolic process
Cellular component (GO): cytosol
Molecular function (GO): fructokinase activity
Source: RefSeq, a predicted model, not a curated record
GACGACUCCCGCUGUCUUGUUCCCUCUCCCUGGCGUCGAGAGCAAGAGAUCCUCUAAUUUAUAGAUAAAUUGGGCUUAUUUUAAGUUUGAGAAUCUCUUACUAUCCACGCAAGGGAGUAAAAGUGCAGUACUUCAUAUGUGUGUGUUAGUGUGUGUGUAUAUAUGAUAUGGAUAUUGUAUGUGAACCUCCCACCUUCUCUUCCUGCUGUUUGUACCUAUGGAUCGAUCAAACAAGACAGGGACCAAAACUAGUACUAGCUGUUCCUCUCUUAAUCUUGAUCGAUGCUUCAAGCUACCCAAUAGCUCAUCACCACCUGGUUCACCGACAUCUCCUUCUGUGAAGAAGAAGCCGCUGGUGGUUUGCUUUGGGGAAAUGUUGAUUGAUUUUGUGCCAACUGUAUCUGGAGUUUCGCUUGCACAGGCAGAUGCUUUUAAGAAAGCUCCUGGUGGAGCUCCUGCUAAUGUUGCUGUCGGCAUAGCAAGAUUAGGAGGUUCCUCGGCUUUCAUUGGCAAGGUAGGUGACGAUGAAUUUGGUCGCAUGCUAUCUGAUAUUCUGAGGCAAAAUAACGUUGACAAUUCUGGCGUCCGCUUUGAUCCUGAGGCAAGGACUGCACUGGCCUUUGUUUCACUGAGAGCUGAUGGCGAGCGUGAAUUCACAUUUUAUCGCAAUCCAAGUGCUGAUAUGCGUCUUUCCAGAGCAGAACUUGACAGAAACCUAAUUCAGAAGGCAACAAUAUUUCAUUAUGGCUCGAUCAGUUUGAUCGAGGAACCAUGCAGGUCAACUCACCUUGCUGCAAUGAAAAUUGCCAAAAAAUCGGGCUGCAUUCUCUCUUAUGACCCGAAUCUGAGACUGCCCCUGUGGCCCUCGAAAGAGGCUGCUCAAAAAGGCAUCAUGAGCAUAUGGAAUGAAGCUGACAUUAUCAAGAUAAAUGAGGAAGAAACUGCAUUCUUGAUGGGAGGGGAUGAUCCUAAUGAUGACGAUACGGUGUUUAAUAAGCUUUACCACCCAAAUCUUAAGCUUUUGAUUGUUACUGAAGGGGCACAGGGCUGCAGAUACUUCACCAAGGAAUUUAAGGGCAAGGUUUCUGGUCUUAAAGUUGAGGCUGUUGACACAACGGGUGCAGGUGAUGCUUUUGUUGGUGGAGUGCUGAACAGCUUGGCUUCACACCCUAGUUUGUUCAAGGAUGAAAAAAGUUUGAUCGACACACUUGUGUUUGCGAAUGCCUGUGGUGCUAUCACGGUGACAGAAAGAGGAGCUAUUCCAGCUCUGCCCACUAAAGCAGCCGUUCUCCGACUUCUGCAAGACACUAUUCCUUAACAAGAGAGACAACUACCAUAUUCGUAUAUGUGUGUUUUAUGUACAUAUAUGUGUGUGCUCAUAAACGCGCGUGUGCUUAUGUAUUUAUUAUUGUGUGAUAUAUGUGUAUAUAAUAUAACCCACAUCAAGGGUUAUACAAAUUUAUAUGCGUGGGAAAUCUAUGUAUGUAUAUUUGAUUUUUACCGAACACAUGAUGGAUUGAAACAGAGUCUUGCGUGGAGAAACUCUCGUGUAAAUAAAAUGAAAACUUUGAUUCCA